AUGACCCCGUUGCUCGAAGAAGAAGCUUGUAUGGUUGAUCACGAUCGCGAGUGCUACAUGCUCCGUGGGGACCAUAGUCAGCUGGCGCCCAUAUCCCGACUCCCUCCCGAGGUCCUGGGUAUGAUCUUUCUCCUCUGCGUACCCGACCCACGAUGUGGCCACCCGUUCCCCCAAAGUCACGCUUUCAGUCAAGUAUGUCAACAUUGGAGAGGAAUCGCCCUUGACACUGCCGUUCUCUGGUUGACCGUGCCUCGUGCGACCCUCGAACUCACCGACAUAUUCCUGUCGAGGUCCAGGAAUGCUUCGCUCGAUGUCCAUGUAUCAGAUGAUUUUAUCGAAGGGCCCGUAGCGGCCUCACAUCGUGCCGCCCUUGCACUCGUUCUCUCCCAUCUCAAUCGCGUUCGGAGUCUCGAUCUGGUCUACGAUAUCGAAACAUGGCUCAUGCCACUAUCCAAUGCGUCUAUAAAUCUUCCCGCCCCGCUUCUCGUCGACUUAUCUAUAAAAGCAUACUCCAACCAAGCGUCGCUACCGGACGAUUUCUUAGGCCUCUAUGCCCCUCGACUCUCCCAUCUCUACCUUGGCUAUGUCUCCUUCAACUGGCCAACACUGUUCCACGAAUCGCUCGUUCGCGCCUUGACCAUCCUUGAACUCGACCGGCUUCCGGCCGAUUCCUUCCCUUCCGGCGGAGAACUGGCCAUGGCCCUUCGUUCCAUGCCUUUCUUGCGCAACAUUGUCAUUCGGAUGGUGGAAGCAGAACAUGAUCAAGCUUUGGACCCAAUGCCGAUCUCAGGGGACGUUCCGUUGUUGAGCCAUUUGACCGUGUUGAGAAUGUACGGACCCGGUCCACAGACAUGUCACCUGCUCCAGCAGUUCAAAGUUCCUUCGACGACGUCUUUACACCUCUGUCUCACCCAUACACAACAGCAAUGCAAUCUAGGCCCGCUCUCAGCCUUGCUCAAGAAUCAUUGCACAGGCGGUGCUCCUGGUCCCCGAGUGCGGCGUAUGCAUUAUCUGGGGAGUGAUGAGCGGCACGUCCUACGGGUGUACCCAUCUUGCGAAGCAGAUUUGCUCCUCGCUCUUGUCAUCGAGUACAGCUGGCCGUCCGUGUAUGAAAUCGUCCGCACGCUUGAACUCAAGGAACUCACGCAUCUUGAGCUCAGUACGGACGAGGACAUGGAUCCGCUCGCUCUCACACGCCUAUUCCCCCUCUGCCAGAGCGCCACAAGAGUGCGAUUACAUGAUCUUGAAACAUGCGAGACCGUCGUCCCGUUCCUCAUUCCGUCAGAGGCCCGUGCCCUUCUUCUCCCUAGGAUGCGAUGGAUCUACUUGGACCUUACCUCGAAAUAUGGGGAGGAUUCCGACAGCUUCCUCUUGUUAUGCGAGGACCUCCUCAUCGAGCGGUACGAAGCCUCCGAUUACAUGCUGAAGAUGGUGUUCGUCCACCCGCCCCCGGAUCGCGAUUCCGAAGAUUACGAGAGGCUUCGCCAAAUCUCUCCGACACUAAUUUGGUCGGAACCUUCUUCGCGCCUGGCCGACGCACUCUAG
Messenger RNA from Punctularia strigosozonata HHB-11173 SS5, 1545 nucleotides. RefSeq lists its product as uncharacterized. Bases 1 to 1545 code for a protein of 514 amino acids. NCBI's taxonomy places the organism in Eukaryota, Fungi, Basidiomycota, Agaricomycetes, Corticiales, Punctulariaceae. The transcript has a single exon. Gene Ontology annotation, molecular function: protein binding. The record is from RefSeq and is a predicted model, not a curated record.